Messenger RNA from Sciurus carolinensis (gray squirrel), 597 nucleotides. It is a transcript of the gene Aicda, whose product is annotated as activation induced cytidine deaminase. Lineage: Eukaryota; Metazoa; Chordata; Mammalia; Rodentia; Sciuridae. Gene Ontology annotation, molecular function: RNA binding; cytidine deaminase activity; zinc ion binding. The coding region runs from base 1 to 597 and encodes 198 amino acids. Gene Ontology annotation, biological process: defense response to virus; DNA cytosine deamination; cytidine to uridine editing. The record is from RefSeq and is a predicted model, not a curated record. Gene Ontology annotation, cellular component: nucleus; P-body; cytoplasm. The transcript has 5 exons.
AUGGACAGCCUUCUGAUGAAGCAGAAGAAGUUUCUUUACCAUUUCAAAAAUGUCCGCUGGGCUAAGGGUCGGCAUGAGACCUACCUAUGCUAUGUUGUGAAGCGGCGGGAUAGUGCUACCUCCUUUUCACUGGACUUUGGCCACCUUCGCAACAAGUCCGGUUGCCACGUGGAAUUGCUUUUUCUCCGCUACAUCUCGGACUGGGACUUGGAUCCUGGCCGGUGCUAUCGAGUUACCUGGUUCACCUCUUGGAGCCCCUGCUACGACUGUGCCCGGCAUGUGGCAGACUUUCUAAGAGGGAAUCCCAACCUCAGCCUGAGGAUCUUCACCGCGCGCCUUUACUUCUGCGAGGACCGCAAGGCUGAGCCUGAGGGGCUGCGGCGGCUGCACCGAGCUGGGGUCCAAAUUGCCAUCAUGACUUUCAAAGAUUAUUUUUACUGCUGGAAUACUUUUGUCGAAAAUCAUGAAAGAACUUUCAAGGCCUGGGAAGGGCUGCAUGAAAAUUCAGUUCGUCUAUCCAGACAGCUUCGUCGCAUCCUUUUGCCCCUAUAUGAGGUGGAUGACUUACGAGAUGCCUUUCGUACUUUGGGACUUUGA